Cynocephalus volans (Philippine flying lemur) is the source of this 8016-nucleotide messenger RNA. RefSeq names its product slingshot protein phosphatase 1 (gene SSH1). Bases 69 to 3239 code for a protein of 1056 amino acids. Lineage: Eukaryota; Metazoa; Chordata; Mammalia; Dermoptera; Cynocephalidae. Gene Ontology annotation, biological process: negative regulation of actin filament polymerization; protein dephosphorylation; actin cytoskeleton organization. The record is from RefSeq and is a predicted model, not a curated record. The transcript is spliced from 15 exons. Gene Ontology annotation, molecular function: actin binding; protein tyrosine/serine/threonine phosphatase activity. Gene Ontology annotation, cellular component: cytoplasm.
CCGGGCGGCGGCGGCGGCGGCGGCUCUAGCUCGAGGCCUCGGCGGUGCCCGCGCGCUGCGCCGCAGCCAUGGCCCUGGUGACCCUGCAGCGCUCGCCCACGCCCAGCGCCGCCUCCUCCUCGGCCAGCAACAGCGAGUUGGAGGCUGGCAGUGAAGAAGAGCGAAAGUUAAACUUCAGCUUAAGUGAGAGCUUUUUCAUGGUGAAAGGAGCAGCUCUCUUCUUACAACAGGGAAACAGCCCUCAAGGCCAGCGGAGUCUUCAGCACCCCCACAAGCAUGCAGGGGACCUGCCCCAGCAUCUUCAAGUGAUGAUAAACCUCCUGCGUUGUGAAGACAGAAUCAAGCUGGCCGUGCGCUUGGAGAGUGCCUGGACAGACCGGGUCCGGUACAUGGUGGUGGUAUAUAGCAGCGGGCGCCAGGACACUGAAGAGAAUAUCCUGCUGGGAGUUGACUUCUCCAGUAAAGAAAGUAAAAGCUGCACCAUUGGGAUGGUUCUCCGAUUGUGGAGCGACACGAAAAUCCACCUUGAUGGCGACGGUGGAUUCAGUGUGAGCACAGCAGGAAGGAUGCAUAUAUUUAAGCCUGUGUCUGUUCAGGCCAUGUGGUCUGCCCUGCAGGUGCUUCACAAGGCCUGCGAAGUGGCACGAAGGCACAACUACUUCCCCGGGGGCGUGGCUCUCAUCUGGGCCACCUACUACGAGAGCUGUAUCAGCUCCGAGCAGAGCUGCAUCAAUGAGUGGAAUGCCAUGCAGGACCUGGAGUCCACGCGGCCCGACUCCCCGGCACUGUUUGUGGACAAGCCAACUGAAGGGGAAAUGACUGAGCGCCUCAUCAAAGCCAAACUCCGAAGCAUCAUGAUGAGCCAGGAUCUAGAAAAUGUGACCUCCAAAGAAAUCCGUAAUGAAUUAGAGAAACAGAUGAACUGUAACUUGAAAGAAUUCAAGGAAUUCAUAGACAAUGAGAUGCUACUUAUCUUGGGACAGAUGGACAAGCCCUCCCUUAUCUUCGAUCAUCUUUAUCUCGGCUCUGAAUGGAAUGCAUCCAAUCUGGAGGAACUGCAGGGCUCAGGGGUUGACUACAUUUUAAAUGUCACUAGAGAAAUAGAUAAUUUUUUCCCUGGCUUAUUUGCAUAUCAUAACAUCCGAGUCUACGAUGAAGAGACAACAGACCUUCUAGCCCACUGGAACGAAGCAUAUCAUUUUAUAAACAAAGCAAAGAGGAACCAUUCCAAGUGCCUGGUGCAUUGCAAAAUGGGUGUCAGUCGCUCUGCUUCCACGGUCAUAGCCUAUGCCAUGAAGGAAUUUGGCUGGCCUCUGGAAAAAGCAUAUAACUACGUGAAGCAAAAGCGCAGCAUUGCACGACCCAAUGCGGGCUUUAUGAGGCAGCUGUCUGAGUAUGAAGGCAUCUUGGAUGCAAGCAAGCAGCGGCAUAACAAGCUGUGGCGCCAGCAGGCAGAGAGCAGCCACCAGCAGCCUGUGGAUGACCCCAUAGGACUUGGCGACUUCUUGCCAGAGACCCUGGAUGGCCCCCCAGACACCCGGCUGCCCUGCUUGGAAGAUGCCGCCCAGCCUGGGUUCCCAGGUGGCAGGGCCCCAGCAGGGCCUGCUCUCCCCUGCUGCUUCCGUCGACUCUCAGACCCCCUCCUGCCUUCCCCUGACAGUGAAUCUGGUAGCUUGGUCCAGCUCGAGGAUCUGGAGAGGGAGGCUCUGCUGGAGGAGGCAGCUCAGCCCACAGAAGUGCGCAAGCCAGCCAGACAUGCCCAGGAAGGUUCUGGGCUCUGUGAAAAGGACAUAAAGAAGAAACUAGAGUUCAGAAGCCCCAAAGCCCAGAGUUGCUCCUUGCUGCAGGUGGAGGAGAUGGAAAAGGAAGAGGGUCCGGGAGGAGGACAGUGGGGGCAGCCCCCAACCCAGCUGGACAGAAACCUGCUCAAUCGGGAGAACCUAAAUAACAACAACAGCAAGAGGAGCUGUCCGGAUGACUUUGAGCAUGAUGCUAUAUUUGGGAUCCUUAACAAAGUGAAGCCUUCCUAUAAAUCCUGCGCCAACUGCAUGUACCCGACAGCCAGCAGGGCUCCUGAGGCCUUCAAGGAGCCAUGUGAGGACCCUCGUGGUCCCGCCAUCUGCACUCAGCCAGCCUUCCUACCCCACGUCACAUCUUCCCCUGUGGCCCACACAGCCAGCAAGACCCGAGCUCCAGAGAAGCUGGCUUCUGGCCUAGCCGAAACUCCCCCAUUCCUACCACCAGCAGGCUCGAGGAGGUCAGACACCAGUGACUGUGGGGCCUGGGCCACCCCAGAACUACCUGCUAGCCUGUUGGAACCUUCCAGAGAGACCCCAAAACUUCUGCCAAAGUCCCUCCUUUUGAAGAAUUCUCACUGUGAAAAGAGCCCUCCCAGCAUGGAAGUGGUGAAGGAAGAAUCAUCACCCAAGAGAGACCCGAAGCCAGCCAAGGACCGCAGGCUUCUGUUCAGUAAUGAGUCUGAGAAACCAACAACCAACAGCUACUUGAUGCAGCACCAGGAAUCCAUCAUUCAGCUGCAGAAGGCAGGCUUGGUCCGCAAGCACACCAAAGAGCUAGAAAGGUUAAAGAGUGUGCUCCCAGAUACAGCAUCUGCCUGCAGGGACAGCCCUACCAGCAGGCUGGAGGCCAGCAUACCCGAGGAGAACCAGGAUCUGGUGGCUGUCCAUGAGCCAGGGUCCCCAGCUUCGCCCAGCCAAGCUGGGAGGGAUGAGAAAGCAGAGGCCACCCCCUCUCUGUUGGAAGGAGCCUCCCUGAAGAGCCCCACUCCCUUUCUCUACCGCCUGGAUCACACCAGUCAUUUCUCAAAAGAUUUUCUAAAGACCAUCUGCUACACCCCCACCUCAUCCUCCAUGAGCUCCAACCUGACUCGGAGCUCCAGCAGUGACAGCAUCCACAGCGUCCGCGGGAAGCCGGGGCUGGUGAAGCAGCGCACGCAGGAAAUCGAGACCCGGCUCCGGCUGGCGGGCCUCACCGUCUCCUCCCCACUGAAGCGCUCCCACUCUCUCGCCAAGCUCGGAAGUCUUAACUUCUCCACGGAGGACCUGUCCAGUGAGGCCGACCUGUCCACCCUCGCUGACUCCCAGGAUGCCAAGUUGAGUGAGUCUUCCCUCUUGCAUGAGCCCCAGGCAGCCCCAAGGAACCCAACUGCAACCUCCAAACCAUUAGGGAAAUUGGCCCCUGGAAACUUGAAAAGCCCUUCAUGGAUGAGCAAAAGCUGACCCGCCUUUUGCUGCGUUGGGACGUAUAUUUUCAUAUGAUCCCUCCCGUAGUUUCACUGUGGAUUUUGGUCAGCCCCUUAACAUCUUGAUUUCCCUUCGACAAUUGAAGUCUUCCUGCUCUCCCCCCAUCCCCCACCUUGGAGAGGAGGAGGAGAAGAAAAUAACUCACAUGCAGCACAAGAAGAAAGGGGAGAUGCAGUUGUGUAGCCCAGGAGACCUGGAAACUGUUGGCCAGUGCACACCACAUUCUGGUCCUCAAGUUCCAUGUUCUCAAGAAGAGUCAUGUUUUAAGAGAACGUACAGAUAUGCACACACAUCCAGAAUAUUCCAUGUGCAACAUGUGAAAGAAGAGCUGUGGUGAUGACAUCAUCACUGCAGCACAGGUUCCUAGCUCAUCCCUGCCCUUGGGGGAAAACUCUUGGAUGGCAACAUAAGUCCUACCUCUGUUCUUGCUGUGCUUUUUAUUUUUAAAAUACAAGAAUGAGGCUCGCUGCAGGGAAUAAUGCUGUUUCAGAAAGGGUUUUUCCAAAAAAAAAUUUUUUUUUUUGGUUGGGACCCCAGAAGUGUCACAACUUUUAGCUUGAUUGCACCAAGCAUGGCUAGGUAAAGUCAUCAGUGUAAGGCAUCCGGUGCCAUUGUUGAACUCACUGUGUGCCGAGCAGCAGUCAUCUAUGCCGUUAAAGUUCUCUGUCCUGGUUUUUUUGUUACAGCUGAACGAUGUGUGUUUGGCCAAUACUGGCGUCAGGUGGGUAGCAUGUAUGAGGUGUUCUCAGUUGUUGCUAGUGGUGAGGUUUAAAUCACCCCCAACUUUGAGGGGGAAGCACCUCAAAGUACUUUUGAGCCUCAAAUACUGCUGAACCAGAUGCAGUUGUGUUUAGGUUUCAAAAGCACUCAAGUGUCCAGCAGGGGCAGUGAUUCUGAAACACGAUCGCCCUGCUGGGAGCCCUGGCACUCAGGUUCACAAGGUCCCAUCUGUUCAUUAUGGGGAGAGAAAGGAGAUGUCAGCAGUGAGGAACUUGUAGAUCCCUCUCCAGCAGCAACUCAGCAGUAGUUUCUCUGAGGAAUGAGACUGUUGAGCAGCAUCACAAAGCUUUACAGUCACCCCUUCCUGUAGUGAAACUUCUGCUCCCUGUUUCUCUCCAGCUCUUCCCAGUGGUAAUGGUGGAGUAAAGGAGGCAUCUGUAGCCUGAGCCUCAGCUCUGUGGGUAGCACCCAUAAGAGGCAGGUGAGCCAGCGAGACAUAUAGCUCUGGGCUGUCAUUCAGCAAGGUUAUUAAAAUAUCCUGAAGAGAGAGAAGCAGCAGCUUGUUAGAAAGGCAGAAAGACUUAAUUUAGGGAGCAGCAAACUAUGGUGUAUGGCCCCAUGAGCUAAGAAUGGUUUUUACAUUUUUAAGAGGUUAAAAAUAAUAAUAAUAAUAAUAUGCAACAGAGACCAUGUAGCCCACAAAGCCUAGAAUGUUUACUGUCAGGCCCUUUGUAGAAAAAGUUUGCUGACUCCUGAUUUUGUUGAACAACCAGCAAAUCUGAAGCCCUUCCCUGCUUCUUCAACACCUCAGGUCAUACCCUUGCCUCCUCCCGACCCCAGGCCUUGCAGGGCACCCCAGCUUGCCACUCCUGUGCAGGAUGGAGCAGUUGUGUAUGCGGGGGACACUAUUGGCUAAAGCUUUUCCACAGUUCCAUCUUACUUCACAGCUGGGUCAGCCAGAUUAACUUAGUGAAACCAAGAAGCCUUCAAGGGCCAGCCAAAUUCUGAAAGUGGGUAAAUGAGUUGCCAUUUUACAUUGCAUAGAACUGGGCCCCUAAAGGAGCCAUUUUGGAGGGCACCCUGGGUGGGGUCUUCAGAAACAAAGCUUCUUCAUAUUUCAAUUAGUGGGUAGAAUUUUUGCAAAAACCUUCUCUCUGGGAACUUUUUCUCUGAUGUGAUUCUUUUAUAUAUAUGUGUGUGUAUAUAUAUAUAUACACACACAUUAUUUUUAUUUAAAGGAAUCUGUUUUCCCACUAGUGUCCAUUGAAAUUACCUUAAAAGGUGAUUAUCCAUUUAUUCCUGAAACCCUAUGGGUUUCCCCCUCCCUCAGCCAACAGAAGCAUAUUUUCAAAAAAAUACCAAGUUUUGCCAAAUUAAAUUUCAUAUGGUAGAUCAAUUUUUUUAUCAAAAUAAUCCUUUAAAUUUGGGAAUGACAGGCUUAUGUUGGUUUUAAACCGUGUCUGUGUAUGAGAAUGACAUCCUGUUGAAACUUUAAUUUUGAAAGUCAUAAUUUUUCUUACCCAGUUAGUCACGGGUGUGUGGGAAGAUUACAAAUGCAAGUGGGUCUUUGGCUUUUGGCAAACAUCUAUUCAUUUCCAGAAGCCCAGCUAACAUGCCAACAUCUAAACAGACCAGGACACGGGUCCUCAUCACCAGAGCAAAAUGAAGCAUUCUUGAUUUGAUGGUUCAUACCCUGGCCUGGAGAAAAGGAUAAGGAUUUUUUCCGAGACCCAGACCAGUUGCAUGUAAACAUACGGCAAAUUGCUAUUUAAAAUGUUAUACUAACAAGAUGAACAUUCUGCCAGGCUUGGGGGUACCUUGGCAAAGACGAAUUCAUACUGGUCUCUGGAAAGAAAAAGUUUGCUCUGAAAGAUAUGCCAUGUCCUGGCUGAUGCUUUGUAUGUCAUCUUAUCUGGUAGGGAAAAUUCCAAACGUGACACAAGAGAGAGGCAGGCAGAGGUUUAGGCUGUGCAGGUCAGUGAUUUUGGUGACUGCCAUUUUCAUUGAAUGCCCCUGUUGAAUUAGGAAGAAUGGAAAUUUUUCUAAACCAGCUUAACACCUUGUGUAUUCAACUGCGUUUUGUCUUUCACCUCACCUUAGUUCCUACGGCAUGCCAAAAGUUAGACUGAGCUUUUCUACAUCUUUUUUUUCGCAUUGAUACAGUAAGGUCUUCUCAUCAAGUUUUGAGUAUAAGUGGAUACUGGUCAUAAGGAGGGGGAAAACCAGGCUGCCCUCUGAUUGUAAUUUGACAGUGCAGAUUUCCAUUUCUUUGUCUUAUAGCUACUUCAGGGUCUUUGAGCAACGUCCCUGGUUGCAUGAACUUCCUAAGAACAAGGUUUCUUUCUCUUGCAUUCCCUGCCUCUUUGCUCUGACCUUUGGGUAGGAGCCCUUCUCCAUGGCACCCUGUUGCUCAUGCAUGUAGAUGACUCAGCAGGUGUUCCAGCUAAAGAGCAUUCCAGUCACUUCUAAAGCCCUUUCCCCCUGGAUAAGCCCAGAGGAUGUUGCAGGAUGGAGCUGAGGUUGAAUAGAAUAGACCUUCAGGACAACCCUGUGAUUGUGUGCUCUUGUCUCAGGGCCCAUCCUGGAAGGUGAAUGAAUCCUCUGCUCCCCUGGGGACCAUUUCUCCCAGGUGGGAACAAACACUGCAUCAUUUAGUCAAGAUCAUAUUAAGUAACCCCACCCAAGGUAUGUAAAGAGGGAAUUGCUUCCUGUUGGCUGGAAAUUCUUGGUGCCAGAAUACAUUUCACCUGACCCUACUCUUGGCUGGCCACCUAACAGGACUUUACCUCUAGCAAGAGAUCUAGGGAGAUGGGAAACUUGGUGACACCUGGACAACCGGUGCAGUUUCACUUGUCCUGGUCCCUCCACCCAGUUCCUGCUGACGUUGCAGGCAAAAUGGAGGUCAUUGAAUUACCAUCAUACAUAGCCCUUGUUCUGUCACUUUCUGCUCUACAAUUGACCACCUAUGAGUAUGAGUCCAUCUACAUAUAUAUAUGAGUAUAUGUAACGAAUCAAAUUAUCAUGUGCUUCACUUCUCUGUCAUCCACACAUGUGCUGUGUCACCUGAGCUACCAAGCGAGUCCCUUGGCCGAUCUGGAGUAGUGCUAUGCAGUGCCGCCCCAGUUCAGUCUGGAGAUGAGUUCCUUGUUCUUGUUUUGCAGUAGGUGCUAUUGCCCCAGCUUCCAUCACUCCCUUAGACAAGAGUCUAGAAGCAGCUCACCAGUCCUCUACUGCCCUCUCUGUCAGUCUUGCUGCAUGAGAAGAUAGCUGCUUUCUCCCUCUUUUCUGACACUGUAAUUAUUGUUUUACAAUUGAGUGCCUUAAUAAUAGUUUACAAAUACUGUGUAUUUGUGCGAAACUGUUAAACUCUCAUCUUUUGUGAUUGGAUACUUUGUCUUGUCAGCAGUGGUUGGUAUUAGGACUUGAGCUUGUCCUAUUCCAGACUUGUGCUUAUUCUGCUAUGCAGUUUUUACAUUGUGUGUUCACAGCUAUUCCAAGGAAUCUUGCUAGAAAGAACCCUGGUAGUUCCUGCCAACGAGGCAGGCAUUGGCUCAUGCCAUGUUCCAUAGUAGCCAAUGAAAGAAUGUAAUUUGGUUUGCUAGCCAGCUGGGGGGUGGCACAGGCCAAGUGUCCUCUGAACCACAGCCCAGCACCUCACCCAUUGCCCUGAUCACACAAUUGCACUCUUGUUGAAUAGAGAUUUUAUUACCACCUAGGCCACCCUGUUUUUCUGCUUUGUUUGUGUCCUGAGCUCUUUGGCAACAAAAUGUAGGUACAGGUUCCCCCUGCCCUGCCCGCCCCCUCAAAAUCAGGAGCUCCUCAAGACAAGUUGAUCUUUGGUCUUCAGAAGCUGCCAGUGGGUUCCCGUGUGUUAUGUUACAGUAUCAAUGACUUUUUUAUUAUAUUGUUUUUCCUCUUGUUUUUUUUUAUAUUAUGUAUUUAAAAGGCAGUAUCUUUUGUACUGUGAAUUUGCAGUAGAAUAUGCAUAAUGCACUUUUUUUUUUUUUACUUCUGUUGGUGUGUAUUGUAUAUA